AUGGACUCCCUGCGCGAGCGCGUGCGGCGCUUCUACGCGCGCUGGAAUCCCGAGAACAUCGGCAACGUCGACAACAUCGUCGCGUCCUUCGGCGACCGCGAGGAGGUGCUCUGGGAGCAGCUGGCGAGGAAGUACGGCCCCGACGCCGUGCGCCUGUCGGCCCAGGAGCAGGUCGCGGCCGCCGUCGCCGCGCCCCCGCCGCCGCCGCCCGCGCCGUCGCGGCGCGGCGGCUUCUCGAACUUCUCGUCCGCGCCGCCCGGCGGCGUCCCGCCCGCGGCGCCGCGGGGCUUCGCCGCGGCGCCGGCGGCCCGCGGCGGCUUCCGCGCGCCGCCCCGCGCGGCCUUCCGCGCGGCGCCCGCGGCGCCGCCGGCGCCGCCGCUGCCGCCGCUCGCGCUCCACAACGGCGUCCUGUCCGAGCUCGCGGCGACGGCGAGCCUCCCCCGGACGCCGAGCGACCACGGCAGCGCCUUCGACGGCGUCGAGGCGGGCCGCGAGGCGCGCGCGUCGAGCCGGACCCACGAGGCCUGCUGCGCGCGCCGCGCGCUCGUCGGGCUCAGCGCCGGCGGCAAGGACCACCUCAACGUCCACGGGGGCCUCUUCUCGGUGCUGAACGCGUGCGGCCCCCUCUUCCAGCUCCACGCCUCGCCGGGCGUGCGCAAGGCCGAGGACACCUUCGUGCUCGUCGACCGCCAGCUCCUGGGCCACCUGCGGUCCACGCUCCUGCUAGCGGACGCGCCGCGGCGGCCGCCGCCGCAGACGCAGCGGUGCUCCGCGGCGCUCCGCGCGACGCCCUUCUGGCAGCGCGCCGUUCAGCGCGCCGACGGGCUGCUCCAGGCCGCCUGCCACGUCGAGGACGACGCCCUCAAGCGCGCCGCGGCCCUCGCGCGGACCGACAGCUUCGCGGCGAUCCGCGCCGUCGACGCGCGCCUCGCCGCGCGGCCCGAGGGCGACCGGCCCGGCGCGCCGCCGCGGCCGGACCCCUACCGGAACCCGAAGACGGCCGCGGCGCUCUACAACGCGGUCCAAGCGCUGGGCCCGGAGUCCGUCGGCGACGCGGACCGCGGCAAGCUCGGCGACGGCGACCGCGACGACGCGCUCCGCGUGCUCGGCCGCGUCAUCCGCGCCGCGAAGCGCCUCGACGCCGCGACGUCGAAGCAGAAGGCGAGGCUCGGCGCGUGGCUCGCGUCCGUGGACCGGCAGCUCGCGACGCCGCGCGCGGCCCGCGUCCAGGCGCAUCCGAAACGCGCGUCUCCAUCGUUGACGAUCGAGAGCACGGCCGCAGCAGCGUGCAGCGCGCCGCCGGCGAACGUGCGCCACGCGGAAAAGCGCCGGUCCGCGUCGACGUGCGCGCUCGCGGACAACGUCGCGCGAUCGGCGCUGGCGGAGUGGCGCGCGCUCGACGCCUCGAAGCUGCCCGGCCAGACCUGCGUCGCGGCGAUCGUCGCGGCCGUCGGGCCCCGGUGCGCCUGCCUGGCGCUGGGCGCGGGCACGAAGGUCGCGCGGCGGAGCGCCGUCGCCGACGACGCCCGCGGCGAGGUCCUGCGGGAUUGCCACGCGGAGGUCCUGGCCGUGCGCGCGUUCCGCCGCUACGUCGCCGCCGCGCUCGGCCGCGGCGGCGGCGACUUCUUCGAGCGGCGCAGCGACGGGAGUUUUGUGUUACGCGCGGGCGUCGCGUUCUACCUCUACUGCAGCAGCGCGCCCUGCGGCAACAGCACGAUCCGGAAAUGGGCGAAGACGAAGCGCGAGGUCUUCCGGGAAGAGCUGGGCGACGGCCCGCCGCUCGAACCCCACGCGCCCUUCCAUGUGAUGGCGCCGGGCCAGGUGGCGCUCCUCGGCAAGCGGCGGCCCGACGACGCGCGGCCGGAAGGCGGCGACGCGCCGGGCGGAUGCUGCGCGGUCGACGGCGACGUCCUGCGGCCCCACUGCUGCAGCGACAAGGUCGCGCGCUGGGCCGCCCUGGGCCUCGAGGGCGCCCUGCUGUCGCGCUUCGUGCGGAUCCCGCUCGGCGGCGUGGUCGUGGGCCGCAAGUUCUCCUUCGAGCACGCGCGGCGCGCGUUCUGCUGCCGCGUGCCGUUCCUCGAGAGGCACCCGGCGCUCAUGGGCACGGCGAUCCCCUGCGACGAGGGCGUGUACCUGGGCGGCGUCGGCGCGGAUUUCCUGGGGCGGGGCUGCGUGGCGUGGACGUCGGGCGAGGCGCCCGAGGACCUCGACGGCGCCGCGGGCGUCGCCGCCGACGGCGCGCCCUCCGCGCUCUGCCGCCGCGCGGCCCGGGGCCGCUACGUCGCGCUCUGCGGCGCCCUGGGCGCCGCCGUCGACGCGGCGGCGCCCUACGAGGCGCUCAAGCGCGCCGCGGACGACGGGGAGCGGCGCGCGGCGUUCGCCGCGCUCUGCGCCGGGCCGCGCGCGCCGUUCCGCGACUGGCUGUCGAGCCGGGGCCUAGAUUAA
Aureococcus anophagefferens is the source of this 2445-nucleotide messenger RNA. RefSeq lists its product as hypothetical. NCBI's taxonomy places the organism in Eukaryota, Pelagophyceae, Pelagomonadales, Pelagomonadaceae. Gene Ontology annotation, molecular function: double-stranded RNA adenosine deaminase activity; double-stranded RNA binding; tRNA-specific adenosine deaminase activity. The record is from RefSeq and is a predicted model, not a curated record. The transcript has 6 exons. Bases 1 to 2445 code for a protein of 814 amino acids. Gene Ontology annotation, biological process: adenosine to inosine editing; RNA processing. Gene Ontology annotation, cellular component: nucleolus; cytoplasm.